Messenger RNA from Dissoconium aciculare CBS 342.82, 800 nucleotides. RefSeq lists its product as uncharacterized. The record is from RefSeq and is a predicted model, not a curated record. The transcript has a single exon. Lineage: Eukaryota; Fungi; Ascomycota; Dothideomycetes; Mycosphaerellales; Dissoconiaceae. The coding region runs from base 84 to 404 and encodes 106 amino acids.
CUAUGAUGAGGUGCAGGAUACAUUGAUUGUAGACGUGACGAUACUGUGGCUCAUCUCUCCUGCUCGUUCCACUGUUCAGACAUAUGCCAACAACUCAUCUCGGGUGCUCGGGCAUCCUCCGUGUCUGCAGCGCGACAGACCUUGGCGUCGGAGCAUUGGGCAUCGCAACUGCGCACUCACCACUCCAGAAGCAUCGUUUCCUCGUAGCAAUAGGGAUGCCCUCCAAGCGACUCUCGACAGCACUUCCGAUGAGAGAUAAAGCCGAUUGCGUCAAACCAAAAAGGCGGUCGCUUGCUCGUGAGCUAGUCGGCUUGGUAUGGAUCGCCCCGCAUGUCCAUCACUCCAGGCACCAAUCACUAUGCACAGCGGUGGUGGAGGCCAUCGAUCCGGCAGGCGUCCUGUAGGGAGCGAACGUAUCCAGUGCUGUUAUUAGCAGCACGGGAUACAUAGACAGACAGCACUACAGAGUCUAAACUAGUGUCGCCGACGUCCUGUGUCACACUGAUCGGUAAAAUCAAUUUGUGCCGAAUCGCGCACACCCCGAGCAAGAAUGGCGCCUUCGCAAAGGUGGAUUCGAAGGUGCUUGUGAGAAGCCACAGCCAGCCUCCCAGAGAUCAAUCAUCAGGAGUGGAGGCACUCUACUGGAGGUCGGCACCGAGGGUCGCGGAAAAGCGAUGAGCUGUUGGAGCGGAUCAUGAGGGUCGGAGUGCGUGCAGGGCGUGAAGCGACGUCUCGCGGGACCUGAUUCUCCUGAACAGGAUAAUCCAGCACGCCCACCGACCGUCCGAGAUUGGUGGUGA